Molecule: messenger RNA, 2856 nt
Organism: Hydractinia symbiolongicarpus
Lineage: Eukaryota; Metazoa; Cnidaria; Hydrozoa; Anthoathecata; Hydractiniidae
Product: SET and MYND domain-containing protein 4-like
Exons: 1
Coding region: 316-2253 (645 amino acids)
Molecular function (GO): protein binding
Source: RefSeq, a predicted model, not a curated record
CCUAAAGCAGCUAGCUUUAAAAAAAUUUUUCUCACAUUCUUAUCUAUGUUUGUCACUGCUUUUCUCUGAAUCUGUUCAUUAGAUUUCUUUGAUUUGUUGCACAAAUAACCCUUGAGUGACAUAUCUUGAUUUUCAAAAAAAAGUUAUAAUGGUGGCAUUAACUUUAUACAAAAUUUCAUUCUUAUGCUUAUGUUUAAUAUUCGGGUGUGACCUUGUUUUCAUUGUGAUUUUUUUUAUUGUGUAAUUGACCAUUAUUUUUAGGAGGUAAAUUUUUUUAUCAUUUAGAUGUCAAUAUCUGUGUGAAGUAAAUUUAAAAUGCCUGAACAAUUUGGUUCAUGGUACAGGGAGGUUUGUGAUCACCUGCAAAAAUCAAACCAUUUUGAAGACCUUGAAAAUUUGUUCAACAAACAAACCACAGACAAAACUCGUGUUCAGGUUUUGCUUAAACAGUCUUUACUUACUCAUGAAAUACAAGAAAAUUUUUGUGAGAAAGCAAAUUAUAAAAGUAAGGAUUUUCGGAAUAAUGGAAAUGCGUUGUAUGCCAGUAAAAAAUUAUGCGAAGCUUUAUUGAUGUAUACAAAAAGCAUUGCAUAUGCAGAAAGCAACAGUGAAGAGUUAGCAUUGGCAUACGGAAACAGAUCAGCUGUUUUGUUCGAACUUGGAAAAUUUGAUCUAUGUGAGCAUGAUAUUCUUCUUUCGUUGGAAAACAAUUACCCACAGAAACUUCAAUUUAAAUUAUUGGAACGAUUAGGCAAGUGUUAUUUCAAAAAUAAACAAUUCAAGAAAAGUAUAGAAGCUUUUCAAAAAAGCUUACAGUUGCUACAAAAAAGUGAUUUAAACACAGAGAAGAAGAACAACAAAGCUCGCUUGUUGUUUGAGCAUAUAAAUAAAUACCAUGGAUCCAACGAUAAUGUAAAUAACUACAGAAUUAUAAGCAAUUCAGUGUAUGAGUUAGAAAGGCCGUACAUUGAAGAUGGGUUAAAAAACAAAAUGUUUCCAUGUGCAUCAAAAUCUUUUGGUAUCGAAGAACAAUCUGGCCAAGGUAGAUGUGCAGUUGCUUUGAAAGAUAUACAUGCUGGUGAAGUUAUUGUUGUUGAAAAAGCUUUCAGCUCGAUAUGUUUACCAGAAAGUUUUGAAAAUCAUUGUUAUAAUUGCCUAACUAGAUUUAUUGCGGGUUACCCCUGUAAGAAUUGUGCUGCAGUGCUGUAUUGUUCUUCAACGUGCAAAGAAAAGGACUGGGAGUUGUUCCACAAAUAUGAAUGUUGUUAUUUAAACAUAUUAAUUAAAGAUGAAGUGGGUUUAGGUCACCUUGCUCUAAAGAUGGUUGUUAUGGUCGGUUUAACUGAACUGAUUAAUUUUGAAGAAAGAAGAGAGAAAAAGAAAAAAAAUUUAAAAGGUAUAACAGGACUGAAUGAAAACAACAUAUUCCAGCCAAAUGAUUAUUUUUGUGUGUACUCUUUAACCGGUAAUAGCCAAUCAAGAAAACCAUCUGAUCUUUUUCGUAGAACUUUGUUGGCGAUAUAUUUAUCCAAGAUAUUGGCCAAAUCCGGCUUUGUGAUUAGCAGUGUGGAAAAUGAUGUUGGUUUGAUUGCAACGCACUUGCUAAAACAAAUUCAAAUGCUCCCUUGUAAUGCACAUGAAGUUUCAGAACUUUACAUGGAGGGAACCGAAUUUGCUCAGGCUGAACUUCGAGAAAUUGGAUCAGCAGCAUAUACAACAUUAAGCUUAUUAAAUCAUUCAUGUGACCCAUCUGUUGUGCGGCAUUGCUAUGGUGAUACUUGUGUUCUUCGUGCCGUGAAAUAUAUUAAAAAGGGCAACCCCAUUGUUGAUAAUUAUGGUUUUCUUUAUGCAGUUGAGGAAAAAAGCAGUAGGGAACAACAUUUACUGGAGCAGUAUUAUUUUUCUUGUGAAUGCAUACCAUGUAGGGAAGACUGGCCUUUGUAUAGCAAUUUAAAUGAAUCUCCACCUGCUUUUGUAUGUGCAAACUGCAAGAGUGUUUUAUCUGGUCAUGUUUGUAGAAAUUGUAAUUUUGUUGAUAAUGAAUUAGCAAAUUUUGAUAAUAUUCAAGAGAAAUUCCAAGAUUGCAUGAACAAUGUGCUGGAAACAGGAAGCAUUUAUGAAAAUUUACCAAUGCUUUUAAAAUAUUUAGAUCUAGUCUCUAAAAAGGCCAAACUGCCUAUUAUUCAUUUAAAUAAUUGCCAAGAAAUUGUAAAAUUAUGCUUUUCUAUGCAGGGGAAUUUUGUAAAACUUUAGAUCCUGUUAGUUUAAGAUUUAGAUUGGUUAUUCCUAAUGCAGGCUUGGUUGUGAAAAAAGGUGGUGGUGCGUGGUACCCAAAUAGCAAAUAAAAUAAAAUCUCACGUUCAUGGCUUGUGCCCCAGGUCAUGUUGACAAAAUGGUGUGCGAAGUAUGGAAAAAAGCUAAUUAUCAACAUAGAAAUGGUAUAUAGAUGUCAGUAACUUAUUUGCUUCAUCUACUUACCAAGGUUCAGCACUAAACUUAAUAUUUGACCCUUGAUGAUCUCUGAACAGUUGAAAUUCAGCAGUGGUAAAACAGGCAGUAUUGUGGAUACCCGCGUCUAAAAAUUAUUCCACAUUUUUACUUUUGGUCACUUUUCAUCACACCUAAGGAGCUUGUCGAAUAUAUCUAAGAAAAGUGUGGUGCCAAGCAAAGAAAGCAAGACUAUGUGAAACUAAUUUUGAGAAAGUGUUUUAAAUUUAUUGUGACUUAGGGUUUCAUUAGGGUUAAACCUAAAGUCAUGUUUUUAUUAUGUAACUUUUUAUUUAUAAAAAUGUUAACAAACAAUGUAUUAUUUAGUUUCGGAUAUUGUGAUAUUAAUAAAAAAAUACAAAUGUGUAA